AUGCCACUGAAAGAGGAGAGUCAAGAACUGAAUGAAAUGGAAGAGAAAGAUCAGAAUGAGAAAUGCCAUGAUUUCAUGACUGGGGGAAAAUCUUUUAGUUACUCACAGGCUCAUGAAACCGAAUCUAGGAACCUUAAAGUCCAGCUGAGUGUUCACACUGGAGAGAGUCCUUUCACCUGUCAACAAUGUGGAAAGAGUUUCACUCGAAAAGACAGCCUUAAAGUCCACUUGAGAAUCCAUGCUGGAGAGAAGCCGUUCACUUGCCCUCAGUGUGGAAAGGGUUUUACACAGAAAAAAAACCUUAAUGCCCAUUUGAAACUUCACACCGGAGAGAAGCCUCACACCUGCAAACAGUGUGGGAAGAGCUUCUCAAUUAAAGGAAGUCUUAAAAUUCACAUGAGAGUACACACCGGAGAGAAGCCGUUCAUCUGCUCUCAGUGUGGGAAGAGUUUCAAACAGAAAAAAGAACUUGAUGCCCACAUGAGAAUUCACACUGGAGAGAAGCCUUACGAAUGCAAACUGUGUGGGAAGAGCUUCACACGAAAAGCUAGUUUUAAGUCUCACAUGACAAUUCACAAGGGAGAGAAGCCUUUUGUUUGUGAUCAGUGUGGAAAGAGUUACAGAUAUAUAGUAGGCUUUAAACAUCACAUGAGGAUUCACUCCGGAGAGAACUGUUUUAGAUGUCGUAAGUGCCCAAUGAGUUUCUCAGACAGGAAUCACCUUAAGAAUCAUGUAAAAAUUCACAUCCUAGAGAAGGCUUACAUGUGCAAUCAGUGUGGAAAGAGUUUUACAAAAAGAGCCAAUCUUGAGAAUAGGAAUCACCUUAAGAAUCAUAGUAUGGCAAUAGAAAAUGUGUAUCUGUUCGAAAUCAAGGCUACUUUCACACCACAGCUGAAUGUGAGCUUCCUCUGA
Messenger RNA from Sinocyclocheilus rhinocerous, 912 nucleotides. RefSeq names its product gastrula zinc finger protein XlCGF8.2DB-like. Bases 1 to 912 code for a protein of 303 amino acids. The transcript is spliced from 2 exons. Gene Ontology annotation, cellular component: nucleus. NCBI's taxonomy places the organism in Eukaryota, Metazoa, Chordata, Actinopteri, Cypriniformes, Cyprinidae. Gene Ontology annotation, biological process: regulation of transcription by RNA polymerase II. Gene Ontology annotation, molecular function: DNA-binding transcription factor activity, RNA polymerase II-specific. The record is from RefSeq and is a predicted model, not a curated record.